Molecule: messenger RNA, 6781 nt
Organism: Scaptodrosophila lebanonensis
Lineage: Eukaryota; Metazoa; Arthropoda; Insecta; Diptera; Drosophilidae
Gene: Cngl
Product: pneumococcal serine-rich repeat protein
Exons: 20
Coding region: 70-5820 (1916 amino acids)
Biological process (GO): monoatomic ion transport; transmembrane transport
Cellular component (GO): membrane
Molecular function (GO): protein-containing complex binding; monoatomic ion channel activity
Source: RefSeq, a predicted model, not a curated record
AGACAGCGAAGGGAACGGGGACACGGACACGGACCAGGAGCACAGAGAGGAGGCGGCGUCGAUGUCACCAUGAAACUGAGCGUGAGCGCGUAUCGGGCGCAUGCAUCCGCACACAAAAAGAUACUCUCCAGCGGCUAUCACUCGCAGCUCAAUUACGGCAGCACUGGAGCGGCUGCUGCAUCAUCAUCAUCAUCGGCAGCAGCAGCAGCCACGGCGGGCACCUCGUCGUCGGCCACUGCAGCGGGCCUAUACACGAUGGAAACGCAUGAGCAGCACGGCGGCAAAUUUGCGAAGGAUAUAGCCAGGCUUGAGUGCAACAGUGACACUGAUGUCAUCAGUCCGACGGGGACGAGCAGCUCCGGUGGCGGCGGUGGCGCGACGGAUGCGCAUCACAAGCGACAUCAUCAGCAUCAGCAUCACAAGGGCGGAGGCGGCGAUGAUGAUAAUAACAGUGGGGCGCAUUCGUCGGAUAGCAAGAGUCCCAGUCAGCGGAAAUCGCGUAUCGGAGAUGGAGCUUCGGAUCCAGAUUCCGAUUGGACACGCUCGAAUCAACGCUGGAUGAAGCUGCGAACGACCGUACAGAUUUCAUCGGCAAUACAAAAGAAACCACCGCUAAAGCGCGAAGACUCAUUCCUGAAGCGUUUCUCAACUAGACAGAUACCCGAAACACAGGAAACUGUUGAAGACACGGGUUCAGAAAGUGCCUCUGGUGACGUCGACAAAAGUGUUAAACGCAGACGACGCUAUCUGCAGAAACGACGCUCCGUUGUUAAUCCAGAUGAAAAUUUUUACUUCUAUUGGCUAAUGAUGCUAACUGUAUGUGUUCUAUAUAAUCUAUGGACCCUAAUUGUGAGGCAGAGCUUUCCUGAACUGCAGCAAUCUGUGCCUACAUUUUGGCUCAUCUGCGAUUCAUUGACAGAUGUUGUAUUUAUCUUAGAUAUAAUAGUUCAAUUACGCACAGGCUAUCUGGAGCAGGGUCUAAUGGUAUAUGACGACAAGAAGCUGGCCUGCCAUUAUGUGCACUCGCGCGACUUCUUCUUCGAUAUGGUGGCGCUAAUACCCCUGGAUCUGCUGCAACUGAAAAUGGGCACACAUCCGCUUUUGCGUUUUACGCGGUUUUUUAAAGUUUAUCGAUCUGUGAGAUUUUAUUACAUCGUAGAGAGUAGAACAGUUUGGCCAAAUUUAUGGCGUGUUGUUAAUCUAAUUCAUAUCCUGUUAAUAUUGGCGCAUUGGUUCGGUUGUUUCUAUUUUUUGCUCUCCGAAGCGGAGGGUUUUCAGGGCGAUUGGGUGUAUCCGUAUAGGCCGGGUGACUACGCCACUUUGACGCGCAAGUAUCUGGGCAGUCUCUACUGGUCCACGCUCACCCUUACCACCAUCGGGGACCUGCCCACGCCGGAGACGAAUGCAGAACCGAACUUUUCGGUGGACGGCCCAAGAUCAAUACCAAGACGUGGCAUUAAAUCACGCCUCCUUCAGUUUGGCUCUAGCUAUGGGUAUAUUUUUACGAUCGUUAGUUAUUUGAUUGGUGUUUUUAUCUUUGCGACAAUUGUGGGCCAAGUGGGCAAUGUGAUAACAAAUCGUAAUGCGAAUCGCUUGGAGUUCGAGCGACUGCUGGACGGCGCCAAGACCUAUAUGAGGCACCACAAGGUGCCCGGCGGCAUGAAGCGACGCGUGCUGCGCUGGUACGACUACAGUUGGUCGCGGGGUCGCAUCCAGGGUGGCGGGGACAUCAAUACCGCUUUGGGCCUGCUGCCCGACAAACUGAAAACCGAAUUGGCCUUACACGUAAAUCUAAGCGUACUGAAGAAGGUGACCAUAUUCCAAGAGUGCCAGCCAGAGUUUCUGCACGAUUUGGUGCUGAAAAUGAAGGCAUAUAUCUUCACCCCGGGCGACUCAAUUUGUCGCAAGGGCGAAGUGGCGCGCGAGAUGUUCAUCAUAGCAGAUGGCAUACUCGAGGUGCUGAGCGAGACGGGAAAAGUGCUGACCACCAUGAAGGCAGGUGAUUUUUUUGGCGAGAUCGGCAUCCUUAAUCUGGACGGCUUAAACAAACGCACCGCCGAUGUGCGCUCCGUGGGCUACUCGGAGCUGUUCUCGUUGUCGCGCGAGGAUGUGCUCGCUGCCAUGAAGGACUAUCCAGAUGCGCAGGAGAUACUCCAGACGCUCGGCCGCAAACGUCUGAUGGAGGUGCGCUGUGUGAACAAGAAGUACGCCAAAGCGCAAAGCGACAAGGAGGCGGCAUAUGCGGCUGCCCAUCAUCAUCAUCCGGCGCACCAUCAUCAGGGACAGGUGCACCAGAGCGAUAGCAGCGAGAAUAGUGCGUCCAAGAAGAUUGUCGACAAGCUCAAGCACGAUGUUAAGGGUUUCCGCAAUGUGCUCAAGAAGUCCAGAACCUCACGCAAGAGUGAUGAAUCGCUCGAAAUGCAGCCGUUGCAUAACACCUCACCACGUGGCAGCAAAAUUAUGCUGAAGCGCAUGUCGCGCGUGCGCUCGGACGAGAAGGACGCCGAGGAGGCCAAAGAUGAGUUGCACGACAAGACGCCUAGCCCGAUCGGGGCUGGGCUGCCGCUGUUGCAGCGUCUGCGGCUGCUGAAGGAGAAGCAGGAAUCAAUACAGGAAGAGCCCGAACGCGAGUUCAACGAAGGCUUUCCCCUAAUACAGCGACUGCAGCAGUUGAAAAUAAAAAACGAACCGCAGGCGAUCGAGACGGCCGCCAGCGCCAUGGUAAAUACGCCGCCAAACAUCAGCAGCAAAAUCGACACACAUUUCGGUCCAGGUAUUAGCAGUGCGCCCGGUUCAGGUACCGGCCUGGCUGGGCAGUCUUUGACGGUCGCCCAAAUUAAGCCGAUCAUGAAGGUCUCGUUCAAGCAGAAGAUCCAGCAGCUGCAGAGUGGCAGUCUAGGAGGGGCCGCUUCAAGCACCAUGAGCAGCAGCACGGGCGCCAUUGCCAAGAAGGAGCCACCGAAAUCUCUGGCCGUAGUGGCCAAGCACGCAACAACGACAGCGCCGUUGUCGACAAAAGCCGAUGAGACAAUGGCAGCAGCAUCGCUGCCCAGCCAGAGCAUAGCCACAAUAUCGAAAAAAGUGAUAAAACCGUCCCACAAGCUGCACACGCCUCUACACUCCGACACGGACACCGAUGGCACGCCCAUCAAGCCCUGGUCCAAGCUGAAGCUGGCCACGCUCAUGUCUUCCAGCUACACCAGUCUGACCAACUGUUCGCCGGACGACUUGAGCACCCCGCUCAAAAACUAUUCGCUAAGCAACAUUCCCCAGCACAUGUUGGCUGGUGGGGAUUCUGGCAGAGGAAGUGGUGGGGGCGGUGCCAGACCGCGACACAGCAGUGCGCGUAGCUCGCGUUCUCCGCGCCAUGCAUCCACCUCUUCGACAUGCUCCUCAACUACGCGCAGCACCCUGACCACGACGCGCGAAUGCCUGGAGCAGAGUGCGGCUCUGAAGUCGGCACGACUCAAAAAGGACACACAACCGGAGCCGGAGACGACGACGGACGGACGCAAGUUCUAUCAGAGUGUCUUCGAUCUGUCGCCUGAGUACUGUGGCCUGCCCUUCGUUAAGCGCCUGAAGAUACUCAACGAACGCCAGAAGCUGGCCGAGCUGGAGAAGGCGCUGCAGACGCGCAGCUUCAGCCUGGACUGCUCCACGUCGACCAACAAUAACGAGGUGCCCAUUUCGGAGUCGCUCUAUCGCUGCUACAGCGACACUUCCGGCAUCUACUCGCAGUUUCUCAGUACCUACGAAUCAACGACCAGCUCCGCAUCCACCUCGACUAAUACCUCGGCCUCGGCAUCGGCCUCAGCGUCGGCUUCAGCAUCUGCUUCCGCAUCGGCGUCGGAUACAAACACAAAGCAACAGCAUGGCUUAGCAUCAUCGUCGACCUUGCAGCCAGACUACAUGCCACUUAGUCCGGAAUCAAAUGAAACACUCGAGCGGCGAAAGUUGAAAAGCAUAUUAAAGAAACUGCACAAGGGCGGUAGCGCCGCCAACGAGCCAGGGUUAAGCGAAGCUACAGUCCCUGCCGGCGAUGCCCAAGACGUGGCGAACGCCAAUGCUGGUUCUAGUAGUGCACCGGCCCCGUCGAGGGGGCUACUCAUGGAGCCGACCUUGGAAGGCCCGCCGGGCAUGGCCAGAGAGGAAACCCAAUUUGCUGCUUUUGCCGGCGGCGCCGCGGCCAACCUAACGAAAAACGUAACACACGCGAUCGCGGUCGGUGCGGCGCCGGACGCCGUUGUCUGGUCGCCGACGUUGGCGUUGGUAACGCCAACGAACUCGCCACAGGAGAGUUUCGCGUUUGAGCCGCAACAGCCGCAAUUCGGUGGCAGUAUCGCGGGCAUCGGAGGCGUUAUCGCUGGCGUUGGCAGCGCCUCAACGUCGUCGUCUGCACCUGCAACGGCUGCAGCAUUGGCAUCGGCAUCGGCAACCUCGUCAUAUGUCGUUGAGUGCUCGUCCUCGUCCUCGUCAAAUAAGAUUCUCUCACAGAACACCGAAUUUCAUGCACAAUCCACAACAUCCACAGAUUUGAAUUUGAAUUUGCAGCUCAGACAGAACACAACAAAUUCAACGACUGUGGGUCAAGUGCCGAAAAUGGAAGGCUUUCCCGAGGCCCAGGACUACUUCAAUCAAAUACUGAGCGGCAUCAAUCAGGUGAUAAAGACGCACAUGAACGAGAUGCACUCCAAGUUUGAGACACAGUUCUCGUCCAUGGCCGGGGAGGUGCGACGUCGGGAUGCAAUCAUAGCACAGUUGCAGUUGAAGCUGCGCAGCAUCGAGCAGAAACCCUCCGGCACCCCCUCACGACGAGCGAAGCGCGAGAAGCUGCCACAACUUUCGGUGGACGACGACGAGCCGGCCGAGCAGGACAACAGCAGCUCCGGCUCCUCCGCUGAACUGCUGUUUAUGCGCGGCGAUUCGCUGGACACGGUGUUCACUUCAUCUCCCCCCAUUCAGGGUGGUCGGCGCAGCAUAUCGCCCGGUCCGAGUCGCCAUUAUGCGUCCUCAGCGAACUCGCUGAACUGCCCCAGCAGCUACUACGGUCCCGGAACGCUAACGCGACAUGCCCAGAGCCACCCCAGCUUCUACACGGCUCACGGCAAUGGGCGCAGUACCAGUAGAGGUGGCUACCGGGACUGGUGUGGCGAUGAGCGCGCGCACAGCAGCAGCUUUGGCGGCACUUCUGCAGGUGCCAGUGCCGUCGUCGUCUCAGAUGUGACGGGCAACCUGACACGUUUGUCGGACAGCGUAAUACUCGACAUUGGGGAGAGCUCCAGCUCGAGCUCCUCGUCCAGCAAGCUGAACAUUGCCGAGGAGGACGACGACGAUGAGGAGGACGAGUUGGAUGAGGCGGCCGAGGCGGAGGAUGAGGUGAGCGCCGAAGCAUUGGGCGGCAGUGGUGCCACCAGUGGCAGCAUGAGCCACAACGACUGGGAGGUUCAAAUGCUGGCGGCAGAGAUGGAACGGCAGGAGCGCAAACGGGGUCACUCGCUCUCCGACAAUCUUGGCGAGCUUAGGCACUGCAGCACCUUCUUGCGACGGCGGCGAAAGUUCAGCGACACCGAGACCGAGUACAGCGAAACGGACAUGGACGAGCACAUGGCCUUGGCCGCCGCCAGUGGUAGUGGCAGCAGCGGCAGCGCCGGUGCCUUGGCGGGCAAUGGUGCGGCCCCAACCACCAGCGUUGCCCCGACGGGGCCUUCGGGCAGCUCGCGACCCAGGGCCUCUAGUCUGGAUCAGUUCAACCUGCGCUACGGCAUCGGUCGUGGCAUCUUUAAAGCAAUGAGCAUCGAUCGUGAUAAAGACAAGCUUUGAGAACUAUAAUCGGUAGAGAAGAUGCAGCAAAUACAACAAAAACCACACACAACAACAACAACAAAUCUUCACACAACGGAACUCUCCACGAGCACGCAAUGGACAAACAAUAAUUAAAGCAAUUCGAACAGUAUAACAAAAGGUACAACUACUAUAUUAUACUAUAUACAAUACAUACUACGUCGAUAUACAUACAACCUAGAGAAGCAAAACAAAUGAAACACAUAUAUACAUAUGUAUAUAUUCUAUAUAUGUUUAACCCUACAUUCCCCAAGUCAAGAAAAAACCAAAACGAAUGAUAAAAUAACAAAAACCAAAACAAAAAUGAAAGAAAAACGAUAUAAGGAAAGCAAAACUUAUGUUGCAUAUUGUAGUUUUAAAGAAGAAGAAACAAAAACGAAAACAAAACAUACAUACAUACACACACACACACAGAUAACCGAAUAGCCAGAGAGUUUUCCACCAUUAUUCCAGUUCGAUCAGCUUCAGUAACAUAAUUCAGCCGUUAACUCCACCCUCCGUACAGUCCUCUUCAAUGGGCGCCAGUGUGACGUUGCGUUCAGCCUGUUCCCAAUUGUUCCAAUUGCCGAUUUCGUUAAUGUUUUUUCCAGUAUACAGAACUCGAAUAUAGUAUGAGAUAUAUACACACUGGCCACGCCCAUUGCCGCCUUCAAUGUAGCUUUAUAUGAUGCGAUGUCGAAUUCGAAUUCUCUGUGUGUGCAUGUGAGUUGGUGAGCAGAUAAUGUCAAAGGUCAAGAGUUCCCACAUUAAACCGUCCUACAUACAAGUAGCGUCCAUGCCCUUGGAGCAUGUUUGUUGUUGUUGUCUUAAGUAUACUUAUAGAUCAUAUAAGAAGUCGCCCAGUUCUCACUGCCCCGGACCCAGCGCAAAGCCCUCAGCUCUCACCUCUCAGCGCCCGCCUCAAUGAUCCAACGGCUCAGUUUCUUUGCCAUCUCGAAUU